Messenger RNA from Moesziomyces antarcticus, 4254 nucleotides. RefSeq lists its product as uncharacterized. The record is from RefSeq and is a predicted model, not a curated record. The transcript has a single exon. The coding region runs from base 1 to 4254 and encodes 1417 amino acids. NCBI's taxonomy places the organism in Eukaryota, Fungi, Basidiomycota, Ustilaginomycetes, Ustilaginales, Ustilaginaceae.
AUGGCAUCUCACUUUGCCACAAAAGCUCUGCCGCCCCCACCGCUUCGCAUCGAAAAGCGGUCAACAUCUCCCUACGCGACUCAGCCUAAUCAGUUGCACGCCGCGCCUGCACACGCCCACACACAGACAGCCAUGCCCAACGCGGAGUCAUCUCGACAGGCCAUGAUGCCGACGCACAGUAGCGCUGCCAAUGGCGUCGCACGCACCAACAGCGGUCGCUUCCGUAUUCGUGUUCCUUCGCUCACAAAGGCAGCGAGACCAUCAGGAUCUCAGAGCGCAGACCAGGCCUCCUCUCACAACUCUGCUUCAGAUCCUUCCAGCUCGCAAGCAGCCACAAAGGCUUGGCAACCGCGAUGGGCGCCCAAGCUCAAGCGCACCACUCCAUCCGAAUCCGUCACCACCUAUUCUCCCAUCCUCAGCCCUCCCCUUCCACCACUACCCUCAUCGGCUACUUCACCGCCUCCCGCUUUACAGCUCGACGACGCGGGCUUUGGUCGGCCCUUCAGCACAUCUGGCCUGCUUGACAUGAAUGCAUCUCGCUUCUCGUUCCUCGACAUGAGCCUUCGAGACCACGACAGCGACUCGGACCACGAAGGCACGGCCAGUAACUCCCCUUUCCCUCCGCAGGCCCCAACAAUACAUGAACCUCCAGCCAUGGGACAGUCACCGCUCGUUGGAUUCCCCUCGAGUGCCGGCGCUUCCGCUGUACCUCAUUCGGAAGCCUUGUCGAGUACCUCCGGCUCUUAUCGGGCCGAUGCUGGUCAUGACUUGCUCCGCGUUCCGCCAUUGACAUCGCCCAUGUCUGCCGAGGGUUCGCGCAUGACGCUGACAUCGCAGGCGUCGCUUCCCACCUCGUCCCCGGCGCUUGCUUCGCUCAUCAGCUCCUUCCCUUCACCCACCACUCGACAGCCGCCCUCCAUUGCCGAGUCCUUGGGGGCGCACCUGCCUCCCUCCAAACUCCCGCACCCUGACGGCGCUUGGAGUCUCAAAGCCCCGCUCAUGUCCAAAGAGAACAGCUGGGACGGUGGCGAGCGCUGGGAUCUCGAGAAGCCUAAAGCUAGCAGAGUGACGGCCAGUCGCUCCUCAACCGAGCUGCCAUACCUCGACAUGGACGACGAGGACACUGAGGUGCUUGCUUCUGCCCUGCCCAACCCAGCCGGAAAUCUGCCACAAUCUGUACCCGGCCCGACAACGGUAUCGCCGCCACGCAAUCGACAGAUGCGAAACCCACCUCCCGGACCCGCACCGAGCGCCGCCCUUCCCGCCUUGCCCGGCCUGCCGUCUGCCCCAGCGCACGACGAUGCUCAGCGAACGGAAUCCGCUGCCACCGGUGAAGCCACGGACCAGCAUCAGGACGGUGACUUCAAUUCACGCCGUGCCUCUCGACAGCUGCAGAGGCCGCUGAUCUUACCGACCUUGCGCUCCUCUUCCAGCUUCGAUCGGCUGUCCAACAUGCAACAGGCCGCUGGCGGCACAUCCGCAGCCCAACCCUCCAUGGGACCUUCCCCGCCAAGGUCAGGUGGUGUCGGCGCUGACCGCAAAGUUUUGACGCUCUCGCGAAACGCAUCGACGGACGAGCUUGCCCGUUCCCUCGACAUCCCUCGUGACACGGUCAGGCAGAUGCUUGAUACGACUCAGCACGUUUGGCGCAACCAUCUUCUCGGCUCUUCCGCCCUGAACAUGAAGUUUGAAGCCUCCUCUCCGCAAAACCACGAUCAGCUCCCCAGAUCAAGCUCGAGCCCGAUGCUGUCCACGUUGUUUGCGUCUCACAGUGGAUCCGCCGGCGGUGUUGCUCGGGACGAUGGCUCCAGAGUGCCUAGAUCUUCGGCCGGAGGCAUUCCCUACAUUUCUUCUUCCAGACCAUCGUUCGAGCAACAGAGUCCGAGCUGGGCAGUCGUCGGGGAUGCUGCAGAUGGUCAACGAGCCACCUUGCUAGACGCGCGAGCAGAGCGGGCGAAGCAUCGCCGCACGUUCUUGGGUCGCAGCAGCGAAGACGGCCUCACGGCCAACUACAACUUUUCUCGGCCCAUCCGCCGCGAUGCGACCGGCUCGGACCAGGGCUUGGGAUCGAGCGCCAGUAUGCCGUCGCUUGCGGCUGCGAGGCAGGCUCCCAAGCCGCCCGCACUGCUGCAAAGCCCUCUGCUGCUGAAGGGCGAGUCGGAAGCUACCGGGUUUGCCCAAUUCGCUGUUGAUGACGAGGAGGAGGUCUUGGCCGACUCGGCUUCGGAAGCCCACCAACUCUCCUCCGCCGGCCAUGCUCUGCACACGGAGGAACAACACGGUCAAGCCGCUUCGGUGCUUACGUCGAGAUCCGGUCCUUUCGCUCUGCAUAAGCCGAUGCCGGCGCUACCGGGACAGCCUAUGCCGACCUCGCCGAGGCUGGUGCGCCGCAAUUCUGACACAGUGCUUAAUCGUUUCGCUCCCGAAUUCGGCAAGAGAGCGCCGGGUGAGCUUCACGCAUGGAGCGUCUGCAUCGACGACGACGGCAUUCCUGCCAUUCGACCUUCUGCCUCUGCUUUCCACCGCCCGCAAUGUGCCCUCGCUGGCAAAACCAAUGCCACAUGGCAGUGCGGAUGCCGAGCCAGCCACGGCGCUGACCUCGCAGCGACGCCAUCCUCGCAACUCUCGAGAUUCGCCACUCCCGCUCUGACGGUGCUAGGCCAGUCCUCGCCAGGUCGCAAUCGGUCGCUGAGCGCGAGCAGCGUGAUGGAUCCGGCGCGACAGGCGCAGCUGUGGAGCCAGGUGGAGAGGAACAAGGAGCUGAUUCGCAAGCACGAGCAAGAGAUCGCAGGUCUGCAGGAACAGGUGGUGAGGAUCUCGACUGAGAUCGCUUCUGCGCGCCCCUCUUUCUCGUCGACCCUCCGAACGCCGGAGCUGGCAUCCGCAACUAUGAUGCCGUCCCAGUCGUCAAAGCCAGUCGCGAACGUUGUUGCCCGAAAGCCAUUGCCUCAGAUCUCGUCGUCCGAUGCAGAUGGGUCCAGGCCUCCUGUGCCGUCCAAGGUAGAAGCAGCCGAACCCUUCCCAUCGAUGAGCGCGACAGCCAAACCUGGCUCAGCUCUUGCAUCCUCCGAGGGCGUUGCAGGCACACGAACGCUCCGGGGUCGGAUUGCGUCCUUGUCUAAGAUCAAUCUCGCCGGGCGUGAUGAGGAGACGCGCGAGUCGCAAUCGCUGGACCUAGGCCAUUCGCGGUUGCGCUCCUCUUCGUCGACAUCGAGCCUGAACAAGGUGUUCCGAUUCCCAUGGUCGCGCUCCUCGGAGAAAGAGACGGCAUUCCCGCAGCCGACACCAUUCCCUCUGGGCGGACGCCACGCGCAGUCCGGGUCUGUGUCGUUGUCGCGCGACAAGGCGCUGCCCAAUGUGCACAUGCACUCGGCGGAUGUGCAUCGUCCGCUCCCCGCACCGCCUGUUUCGGAGGUGCCGCCAUCCAAGCGAUAUCCUCCAAGCUCGCGCAAGUACUCGUACGACAUGCUGCACGGCCCAACGUUCCAUUCGAGCGUCGGAUCGCGGCAUCUGCGCGGCCGUUCGGGCAGCUCGAAAUCGUCGUCGUUUGGCACGGGCAACAGCAUCUUUUCGUCGGCAGAAAGCAACGACACGCACGAGCCCUCGCGCUUCGCCAGUUUCCCGAGAUUCGGCCGACGAUGGGACUCGAUCUCGUCGCGCGGCACCGUUCCAUCGGCUCGAAACAGUGCGGAUGUGACCAACCUGGUCGGCGCCACGCACGCAUCGACGCCGGCGCUCUCUUCGUACGGCGCUAAACCGUCGGUGGCCACGUCGAGCGAUGUCGAGCUGCCGCCGCGACGAAGCUCGUUGCGAAAGUCGGUCGAGGCUGCUCCGACUCGCUCGCCCAUCCCGAUCGAGUUCCUGCAGGCCAACGAUGCCGGCAUGGCGCCCAUCUCGGAACAGAGCGAGAUGGGCAGUCCAGCAUCGGCGCGCCUGGACACAAUCGCUGCCGAUGUAGAGAUGAGCCCGGCGAGCCUGGCGGGCAUGUCGCCCGCUGGUCCGGCGAGGAUGAGCAUGAGCGAGCGCUACCGCCUGCAAGGCUUGACCGUGCCUGCGCCGUUACCGCUCUCGUCGACGCACGCCUCGUCGCUGGCAUCACCAGCGCUCUCAUCGGCCGUCGAGCCCGACUCGGCCACCAAGGUCGGCGGGCUACCCGUCUCGCCUGUCUCUCCAAGGUCGGCACGAUCGCCUCUGCCUGUUGCGUUCUCGCACGGCUCGCUCACAGUUGCACGACAGGCGUCGAUUAAGCACUAA